Carassius gibelio (silver crucian carp) is the source of this 2919-nucleotide messenger RNA. RefSeq names its product mitochondrial basic amino acids transporter. Lineage: Eukaryota; Metazoa; Chordata; Actinopteri; Cypriniformes; Cyprinidae. The transcript has 4 exons. The record is from RefSeq and is a predicted model, not a curated record. Gene Ontology annotation, molecular function: high-affinity L-arginine transmembrane transporter activity. Bases 565 to 1338 code for a protein of 257 amino acids. Gene Ontology annotation, biological process: mitochondrial L-ornithine transmembrane transport. Gene Ontology annotation, cellular component: mitochondrion.
UUGCACUUUUUAUCACAAGGAAUAAUGAUAUUUAAUAUUGUAUGUGCACCGAUUUGUGAAACCAUUCAACACUAAUCAAACUUACUGACUAUUCAAAACAUCUCUCUGAAGACUCUCCGAAUUAAAUAUUUUAAAAAUUAAGUUUAGCUUAGUUUUUGUAUCAGCAGCAGAUAUAGAGUAUAUUCUGUAUGUCACUUAGCCCUGCUCUGUAGCCUAGCCUUACUAUACUGUAUGUAUGUGUUUUUAGGUUUUACAUAACAUCACUAUCAUCUUAAGUCACCUCUUGGCACCGUUUGACAACUUGAGUCUUGUUUUGGACUUGCUUUGAUUGGUCAGGAUGGACCAACGCCUUCGGUGCAGACUGACUCCCAUCAGCCCGAGCUUGCGUCAUCGCUCUCUUUGGCAUGGAGCAGUAACUGCUGAUAUGUAAAACCCUGUGCUGCCGGGGUCCUCGUCGGACAUCCUUUUGACACAGUUAAGGUUCGUCUUCAGGUCCAGAGUGUGGAUAAACCACUUUACCGAGGGACUUUUCACUGUUUCCAGUCCAUCAUACGUCAAGAGUCAAUGCUUGGCCUUUAUAAAGGCAUUGGGUCGCCCAUGAUGGGCCUGACGUUCAUCAACGCCAUCGUCUUUGGUGUUCAGGGUAACGCCAUGCGCAGGUUGGGUGAGGAUACACCCUUGAACCAGUUCCUAGCCGGAGCGGCGGCCGGUGCCAUCCAGUGCGUGAUCUGCUGCCCGAUGGAACUGGCCAAGACCCGAAUGCAGCUGCAAGGAACAGGCGAGAAGAAGUCGUCCUCUCGGAAGGUCUAUAAGAACUCGCUGGACUGCUUGGCUCGUAUUUACCAGCGCGAGGGUUUGCGAGGAGUCAACCGAGGAAUGGUUACGACUCUCAUCCGAGAGACGCCGGGAUUCGGCGUUUAUUUCCUCGCGUACGACCUCCUGACGCGUUCGCUGGGAUGCGAGCCGGAGGAUCCGUACAUGAUUCCCAAACUGCUGUUCGCCGGAGGCAUGUCGGGAAUCGCGUCUUGGCUUUCGACGUAUCCUGUGGACGUGAUAAAAUCCCGCCUCCAAGCCGACGGGGUCGGAGGAAAGUACCAGUACAGCAGCAUCAUGGACUGCACCAGGAAGAGCAUCCAGCGCGAAGGUUGGCGGGUUUUCACGCGCGGACUUACUUCGACUCUCUUACGGGCUUUUCCGGUCAACGCAGCCACUUUCGCAACAGUCACACUCUUUCUUUUGUACGUACGUCCGGACGAGGGAUCGAAAGAUUGCGAAGCGGCUCCAGCUUCGCAUCAAGCACCAUUGCAGCAGCAGCAAGCGCAAAAAUCCAGUCUUUGAGUCACUCAUCUUCCUGGGAUUUCGACUAGCGUAGCACUUCCCAAAAUAAUGGCUGUUACUAAACCGAACAGUGCAUCGAGCACAUCUCUCCACUGUAAACAGAACUGCACAACCUUUAUAUCCCAACAGUGACUCUGUAAAUAUAUAUUUUUAUAUUCAAUGAUAUUUAACAAAUACGUUCCCUGUGACUGCCUUACGAGAGCUGAAAGAAUCCGUCCGCUUGAAAGUAAGAGUUUGCGUGUUUCCUUUUGUUGUCACUUGGCAGAACUAGUAAAACUUGCUUUGAAGCUGCAUAUUAUUUCUACACUGAAGAGAAUCCAGUGUCUUAACAAAUCACUGGAAGUUUGGACACCCCUUGAUGUGAAUGAUUGGAGGCAGUGACGUGUGGAUGUUGGACAGGUUUUAGGUCAUUCGGAACGUUUUGGAAUGGUGCAUUUUGGGAAAGUAGCUACCAAGGUCCUCCCAUUCUCGUUUUUGUUUGCAUCAAACUUAAUACGGCCUCUACCCCGGACAUAGAUUACAUGUGUACUCUCAACCCCACCCAGACUUGGACAAAUAUGAUUUUUGGCACUGUUGAAUAUAGUCUUUGUUAUAUUACAAUGUUUUUAAUCUGAGGCGUGGGAACCUCUUUUUAGUGGAAGCUGCUGGUGAAAUUGCCUACAAGGUUGCGAUAUCGUGGCUCACCGUUAAAGUUGUGAAAUUAACAUGGUAGACACCAAAUUACAUUUGCUUGAGUUUCUAAAUCACUAAUGUUACAUCUGAGGAACUGUUGAUGUUGUCUACUUGUAUUGCGUUAGCCCGAAUUCAUUUGGUUCUGGUGUACUGAAAGCGAAUAAACCAAAGGUUUUGGACCGACAAAUCAAAUUCCGUCCCCUCAAAGCAAGUCUUGAAUUAAUGGCAUAUUAUCUUCGAAAUGAAUGCAAUAUUUGCAUGUUUUCUUUAACUUGUGUUUGUAUACAGGUCGUAUCUGGGACAGUUUUACUAUAUUUAAACUGCUAUUGGACGCUGUGUUUAAGUAACCUCUUUACUGAUUUACUGAAGAAUGUGGGUUGUCUCUUUAAGGUCAAUAUAUUUAAUUGUUGUGUAUAUAUCGAGGCUGGAGUUUCUCAGCAUAUUGAAAGCUGUGUAAAUAGAGAUGCAUACUGUAUGUUUGAUUUCAGAGUGCUGAGACUAAAACAUGCACAUGACAGAAGAGGUUUGCCUGGCUUUUAAAGAAUGUGCUGCUCUUUUUGGAAUGGUUACGGAUUGUAUUAUAUUAAAUGUAAAUAUGUAUUAUUCUAUUAAAAAGAGAAGUUUAGAGUGAUGUAUUGAAAAGGAGAUUGUUUUGUGUGAAAUCUGUAAGAAAUGUAAGUAAUGUGUAUGUUACAGAGUUAGAAUGGUUUCAGAAGGACUAAAGUGGUUUUAAUUUGAGUAGUUUUAGUUUAGUUUUCUCUUUUUCAGGUUCAUUGUUACUGUAACAGAUGGAUUAAUAUUGAAUCUGAUUAAAUGUUUGUCCUAUUUUUGUAUGCAAAAGUUUAGUUCUGUGCUACUCCCAUUUGAAAACUGCUAAAAUAUGUGGAAAUAAAUGGGACAAAUGAUAAA